This is a messenger RNA of Liolophura sinensis, 1885 nucleotides long. RefSeq lists its product as uncharacterized. The coding region runs from base 186 to 1346 and encodes 386 amino acids. Lineage: Eukaryota; Metazoa; Mollusca; Polyplacophora; Chitonida; Chitonidae. The transcript is spliced from 5 exons. The record is from RefSeq and is a predicted model, not a curated record.
UUUUGGUUGUGCCUUUCAAGACGUAUGAGAUCACUUGUAGCUGUGCACUUCAGGGCGCAUAAGAUCACCUGUGGCUGUGUACUUUACGACGUAUAAGAUCAUUUGUAGCUGUGUACGAUCACGAUCACAAGCCUGAGGAUUCCAGGAUCAUUUGUGAAUACGCUACAUAUACAUACUUGUGCGUCAUGGGGCCUAAUAUCGCUUUAUUCAUCGGUGUAAUACUUCUUUUCCUUGGUAUGUCAGCCUCCUCGGAAUGUUCGUCCAGUCCCGUUCAACUGAUUGCAACAUCCAGGAAACAGGUCCUUACCUCACCCGGCUACCCAAACCAAUACGACAGAGCCCUGCUUUGUCGAUGGAUUAUUCACGCUGAAGGUGAAGGCGAAGUGGUACGACUAAAGGUCAAGGACACUCAGUUGGAACCGAGCACAGGGUGUCGAAGCGACUAUGUUCAAAUUCACGACGGGCCCCACCGGAUCUACAAGCCUCUGUACCGAUGGUGUGGCACGCGGAGACCUCCAGUGCUGCUGCCAACUUCACAUAACGUGCUAGCCGUUUUUAAAACCAACCUUCGAGAUUGCCGGAGGGGAUUUGCCCUGGAAUACUGGUGCGAACGAAAAGACGGUGUGAAGCAGACAAAGAUGACGCCGGGCGUUCAUCGUGACCUUUUGCUGGUUCUUGUUGGACUGAUAAGCUUCACCUUUCUGGCAGCGACACUGUUCCUGAUGGCGAACCGGAUUAAAAUUGUCUUGGUCUCCUGUAGAGAUAACAUUUACCGACCGGCAGUGGACCGGACGAGCUCACAACCAGGUGCCACAAAUACAGAAGACAGGAGCAGUCUACAGUUAACCAGCCCCCUGAGACCCCACAUCGAUUUUCAUGCGGUGGUGAAAAUGGCAGAAAACACCUUAAUCCGGGAUAUGCAAUUUGGAGGACAGACGGAAGACAAUAUCGAUGGUGUGAAACAAUCAAAGGAAACAGAAAACUCUAAAAUUGACAGGAAAAGAGUGAUGUACGUAUUCUAUCCGCCAAAAGAAGGCGCAAAAAGUCAAGGAAAAAUGGGUGAUCAAGUUGGCGAGUCGAUGAACACACAUGUUAGUGUAGACGACAACGCGAAAAUAGACAAGAGUAAGAGACAGUCUUUAACUACGCCAACGGCAGUGACGUCAGGGGAUAGACUGGGAAGUACCCAGAGCAGAAUGCGAACGUCACGUGAGCAAUCAUUAUCAACACCAGAGGUGAGAGUGAGUCCAGCGCCUGAAAGAAAUAUUGUGUGUGACAAGCACGUGUCAUCGGUGAUCAAAACAACCGUGUUUUCAACAAAACUUUGCAGAUUCGCAAAUGAUUAAAAAAAGUAACAGUUGAUUCUCAGGCAUUCGUCGGAGAUUUGAAAGGAAGAUGUCGAAAUAUUGAAUGAAUUAUCCGAUCUUUUCAUUAAAUCAUAAAUUAUUAUGCCAUAUUCAUAUCUACUUCAUGGAGAGAAAAUAUAUGUGAAGUUUUUAUUGUAUGAAGCACUUAAUUACAUGUGGAACGUAGUAAGCCAAUAUAUUUUACGUUUAACAACAUUUUAAAGCGCAGGUCGGUUAAUCGUGUGUUUCCAGAAUAACGAAGACAUACGAAAAAGAUCCGUAAAACUAUUAUGUGCCUUACGUAUCUUGAACACUUUAAAAGCCCGCACUUUCCCCCCGCGUGUAUUCUUACUAACAGUGCAUAUCAUGAUUAUUGAUCGUGGUAUAUAAUAAAAUUAUUAUGUACUGUUUCUUAUACAAGUGUUUAUACAAGUGUUUAUGUUUGAACGCCAAAAUGCAGAUUCCUAGCAAAAUGACGAACACUUGCAUAUUUUCACUUGCCUCUUACCUGAAUCUGACUUUUGUGUGAAUCUGGCUGU